Penicillium cosmopolitanum is the source of this 1599-nucleotide messenger RNA. RefSeq names its product cytochrome P450. NCBI's taxonomy places the organism in Eukaryota, Fungi, Ascomycota, Eurotiomycetes, Eurotiales, Aspergillaceae. The record is from RefSeq and is a predicted model, not a curated record. Gene Ontology annotation, molecular function: oxidoreductase activity, acting on paired donors, with incorporation or reduction of molecular oxygen; monooxygenase activity; heme binding. The transcript is spliced from 5 exons. The coding region runs from base 1 to 1599 and encodes 532 amino acids.
AUGGCGGUGCUGAGUUCACUUCGAUGCGAUUUGUGGGUCCAGGGACUUGCAGCGCUUGGCCUAUUGGUCUUGACCAAGCUAUUAUGGGAUAUCUAUCUCUCGCCGUUGAGAGCUGUACCCGGACCUUUACUCGCCAAAAGUACGAAUCUGUGGCGAGCAUUUCACACCUUUCGCGGCCGUGUAGACACCAAGCAUGUUGAAUUGCAUCGCAAGUAUGGCAAUGCUGUGCGAAUUGGUCCAAACUGUGUGAGCAUUUCGGAUCCGAAUCUGAUUCGAACGAUUUACUCGACACAAUUUCCCUGGCGCAUUUUCAAUGGUUCUCUGCUAAACUUUUCUUGCGUAAUAAAGAGUGAUAUGUACCGACCGAAUGAUGUCCUCAUCGAAGGACACCGCAUGUCUAACCUUUUCAAUUCUCAAGAUGAAGAUUGGCACAAUAAGAAUAUCCGCCCGAUUCGUGGACUCUGGAGUAUGACCAAGGUUUUGGAAUACGAGCCUCUGAUUGAUGAAACUAUAACCAAGUUUGUGGGAAAAGUCGCGAUGAAAUUCGUGGAUGGUGACAGUGCGGGCACAGUCUUCCCAGCAGAUGAAUGGAUCGGGUUCUUCGCCUGGGAUGUCACUGCAAAUUUCAGCUUCGGCCGCCACUAUGGAUUCAUCGACCAAGAGAAAGAUGUCGAUAAUUUGAUCACAGACUCGACCGAUGGUCUCACAUACUUUGCUCCGGUGUCUCAAAUCCCAUGGAUCGACAACCUUCUAGACAAGAACCCCAUCAAACGGAUCGGACCAAAGCCCACCCUGACCGGCGUUCUAUACGCCUUCAAGGUCGUCGCCGAGUAUCAAGCCCAACUUUCGAACAAGACGAUCACUGCUGGUUCAGUUGACCACACGCUCGACAAAUACCUGCAACUGAAGGAAACAUACGCAGACAUGGUUAAUGACCACCAAAUUGUGAACUGGUUGAUGCUCAGCAUCUUAGCUGGAGGAGAUACGAGCUCCGCAACCAUGCGCGCUAUCCUAUACUACCUAGCCAAGUCACCCUCUUCAUCUGGAAAGCUCGCAGCUGAAUUGCAAAACGCUUCUCUCCCCACGCCUGCCCCUUGGAUGCUGAUUCGGGAUCUUCCCUACCUCGAUGCUGUCAUCCGCGAGGCAAUGCGCGUCAACCCUGGUAUCGCCAUGAUAUUUGAGCGCGUUGUGCCAGACGAAGGAUUUACUCUCCCAGAUGGACAGUACCUCCCUGCGGGCACAAAGAUUGGAAUUAACCCCGCCGUGACAAACAAAGAUUAUGAGGUGUUUGGAGAGGACGCGGAUGACUUCAACCCGGAUCGUUGGUUCCAGGGCAAAGACGAGAGUGACGAGCAUUUCGAGACCCGCUCAAGACGAAUGAAAGACACCGUGGAUUUUGUUUUCGGCGGGGGUGGUCGUAUUUGCAUGGGUCGCUAUUUGGCUAUGCUGGAGAUCAAGAAAUUGAUUGCCACCCUCUAUAACGUGUUUGACAUUCAACUUGUGGACGUGAACCAUGAGUGGACGUAUCGUAAUGCCUGGUUCGUAUACCAGUAUGAUAUGCCGAUGGUCAUCCGACGACGUGGUGUUGCCUCGCAAUAA